AUGCCAGCAAUACGCGAACACGAUAUCCUCUACACCGACCCCUUCGACGACGACGAUGGAAUGCCCCCCCUCGUCGACAACCCAAACCCAUCCAUGACAUUCACCUUCUUCACAGACAUGACCCCCAUCACCGCCUUCACAGCAGAUCCCACGCUCGCCUACGAUGCCACCUGGGACACCACCUCGCCCCCCUCUCUCGUCGACUUUCCAGAGCACACAGAGGCGACCUUGGCAGCCCAGACACACCCUCGCAUCUCGCACGGCAAGAAGCGCGACGCGUCAUACAUCCCUCGCCCUCCCAACGCCUUCAUUCUCUUUCGAUCGUCCUUCAUUCGCAGCCAGCAAGUCCCAGGAAAGGUCGAAGGAAACCAUAGCACGCUCUCCAAGAUCAUUGGAAAGUAUUGGAAGACCCUGCCUCGUGAAGAGAGGGAACACUGGGAAGCAAAGGCUCUCGUCGCUCAAACAGAACAUCGCAGGAAAUACCCCGACUGGCGGUUCAGACCUGGUGCUAACGCUCUUGCAAAGCUCAAAGUCAAAGAUGGUCCGGGCACUACUACAAACAGAAGGCGCCACAGUCAGACGAAUCGUAAGGGAAGAGGCGAGGCAGAGGUCAAGGAGAAAAGUCGGGAGGAGAGGUGCACGAAGAUAGCGGAUCUACUCGUCGAAGGGAAGAAAGGUAUCGAUUUGGAGGAUGCCGUCAAGAAGUGGGAGCAUGACCUCACUCAGCACUUCGGAGUUAAGGCAAGUGGUGAGAAAUGCCGCGAAGUCGAGAAGACCCUUCAUGUCGGGCUUGGGGGGGAUAAUAGCCCUGGCAACUUCAAAGAGGCAAUCGAAGCGGCUUUGGAGGGCGUCGAUACCGGGCUAACGAGCUCGUGCGUACUUGGCGAAACGAAGGACAUCUACGAAGCAGUCAACGCAAGGGCGCAUGACGAGAAAGCCCAUAUCAGGGCCCGCUGCAAGACGCCUGAUGCUAUCCCUGAUUCCCGCUUCAAGGUCCCCCUUACGGCAAUGUUUCGACGUUCUUUAUCCGCUCCAGCCGCCCACAACCGCGACUCCUACCCCUCUCUUCCGCUUGCGCAACGCCACGUUCUCGACGAGCCCAUCUCGAGCAUCAUAUCUGAUACGGCAACCUCUCCUUCCUCCUUCCCGGCGGACCGUCGACAAGAACAUAAAGAAGGGCAGCCACGUGUUGUACACGCUGAAGCUGGGAGCUUGUCCCCCCUCGUGCUUCCCUCGCUACUCGGCGAAUCACCUGCACGUUGGAAUGACUCAUACAAUCUAUUCGACGUGCCUAUGAGUGCGGGUGUCUCAUCUGAUUGCCCUGGUUUGGCCUACGACCUGAGCAGCCCGUCGGUUUCUCCCUUGGAGAGUUCCUUUAGCGUGUACAAUUUCCCAUCUCCUCCCCUUGGACAUAUGGUUCCCAAGGCGGCGGGGAGCUUGACCAGCCAGAUGACGCUCGAUGGUAGCCUAUCCUACCCCGUCCAGUCCUAUUCUCCGUAUUCUUCGCUCAAGGGCUGGGACACGGCCGAAUUGCGUGACUUUUCUCGAGGUCCGCUUUCUGCUGCUUACCUCCCUCCGUACUCCAACUGUGAUUCUCAGCUCACUAUGGGCGGGGAGGGUGUGGGUGCCGCACCUACGAUCUACGAGUGGUCUCCGUUCGACGAUACGUUGCGCUCUCGCGAUAUCCACAGUUUGCACCAGUAUAACACCGGGCUCGAAGCUUUCGAUCUGAACGACGUGAUGCGUAUCCGGUCAGAUUACUUCAACGGCCACUACCACCUCUAG
Molecule: messenger RNA, 1785 nt
Organism: Serpula lacrymans var. lacrymans S7.9
Lineage: Eukaryota; Fungi; Basidiomycota; Agaricomycetes; Boletales; Serpulaceae
Exons: 4
Coding region: 1-1785 (594 amino acids)
Biological process (GO): regulation of transcription by RNA polymerase II
Cellular component (GO): nucleus
Molecular function (GO): DNA-binding transcription factor activity, RNA polymerase II-specific; RNA polymerase II cis-regulatory region sequence-specific DNA binding
Source: RefSeq, a predicted model, not a curated record